Messenger RNA from Anopheles funestus (African malaria mosquito), 1415 nucleotides. RefSeq names its product zinc carboxypeptidase-like. NCBI's taxonomy places the organism in Eukaryota, Metazoa, Arthropoda, Insecta, Diptera, Culicidae. Gene Ontology annotation, molecular function: zinc ion binding; metallocarboxypeptidase activity. The transcript is spliced from 2 exons. The record is from RefSeq and is a predicted model, not a curated record. The coding region runs from base 371 to 1363 and encodes 330 amino acids. Gene Ontology annotation, biological process: proteolysis.
AGGACUGAUUUUAUUUUUGCCCGGUCUUUGUGAACUUAUUGCUCAGCCGACACUCGCAUAAUGAAAUAUACGUUAUAAGAAAUUCUUUGUACUAAAUGUAUUUUUGUACCAGCAUGUAAAAAAAACUAUGUUUCCAGUACUUACUUUCUUUAGUUACUCAUUUAUUUUACAGAACUCCACUUAUCAAAUUAAUCAAAAUCGUAAUGUUUCUUCUACCAUCCGUAUCAUCUCAUUACGUACAUUAUAAACAAAUAUAAUGCAAACAUUAAACGGGUUUUGUGUAUUGGUCCUGAUGUCUGACGGUAUAAAUUCUCUGCAACGAUCAUAUAACGAGCAGUUUUGUUGAGAGUAUUAACGCGUAAACUUAGAAAUGAUUACUCAAAGUGUUUUCUACCAGCUUUUCAUCUUGUUGGUGCUCUAUUCCUGUCGCACUACCAUAUUUGUAAUGAGCUACGACGGUAUUCGUGAUCCAAAGGCUGCAAUCACUUCUCUUAUGACGUACAACGAGACGAACGAUUUUAUGUUCACACUAGCACAAAUGUUUCCGCAAAGAGUUAAAGUGGAACGCAUUGGAACUACAGCAGAAGGUCGCGACAUCAACAUGAUCGUUGUAGACUAUUCUUCCCCGAAAAAUAUUACCGUAGUUGCGAACUUAUGUGCACGAGAAUGGGUCGCUAUGACGUCGAUGAUUUAUUUCAUCUUAGAAAUUGUUUCCUGGCCUGAAAGACAUGACGAUCUUAGAGAAUUCCGAUGGAACAUUGUUCCGAUCGGUAAUCCGGAUGGUUAUGAGUAUACAGUCAAUCACGAACGUUACUGGAACAAGAAUAGAUCUCCACAACCUGGUGGGACCUUCGGCGUUGAUCUGAACGCGAAUUUUGGAUAUCUGUGGGGAAAUUCAAAACCCAACAACCCAACAGACGAAACAUACCGUGGUUCAGCUCCAUUUUCAGAGGAAGAAACAAAAGCGAUCGGUACUCUGCUAGCCAGUUCGAUCAAUAGUACCAUUCUCUACAUCGAUAUACAUGCAUCCGCUCAAAGCAUCAUUUACCCUUGGGUGUAUACUGAGGAACCAGCACAGCGAGUGAACGAAACUAGAUCCGUCGCCCGUGCAGGUGCUGAUGCAGUGAAAGCAGAAUCUGGUACUAUUUACAAGGUUGGCACAUUGUCGGAAUUACUACAUUACAAUUUGUAUGGAACAAGUCUCGAUUACUGCAAUUCUUUGUCCAUUAACGCAUGCAUUUGGCUCGAUAUAUCGAAUAAUGGGUACGAUCUGGAAGUUGGCGACAUCCCAAAAUAUGGGAAGGAAGCGCUAGUAGCAAUUAAAGCGAUGGCCAAAGAAGCGAACCAAUUAAUCCUAUCAUAAGCAAAACUAUUUGAGGAAAAAAUAAAUAUAUUUUUAAGCUCAAGCUCAACAA